UGCAACUUUUGUGAUUUCAGUCUGAACUUGUGUACCAAGUUGCCAAGUUGCCAACCAACCAACCACCACCACCACGACCUUCGAUUCUCUGGUUUUCCACUUCCUCCUCCUCUUCUCGCUCUUCUGAAUAUUUAGGAGUAAAUAAUUGUCCAAGUCUGUCCUGAGUUGCGAACAUGGCUGAGUCUGUGGAGCUCCCGAGUCGUCUCGGCAUCCUUCCCUUCCGUAACAAGGUCCUCUUACCUGGCGCCAUCAUUCGAAUUCGAUGUACUUCACCCAGCAGUGUGAAAUUGGUGGAGCAAGAGCUGUGGCAGCGGGAAGAGAAGGGACUAAUUGGCAUUCUUCCAGUUCGUGAUACUGCCGAGACGACAACAGCAAUAGGCCCUGUGGUAUCUCAAGGUAUAGGAAGUGAUUCUGGUGAGAGAAGCUCAAGAGUUCACGUUGGUGCAUCUGAUUCUCACAGGCUUGAUGCCAAAAAUCAGCAGGAAAAUAUUCAUUGGCAUAACAGGGGAGUUGCAGCUCGGGCUUUACAUUUGUCAAGAGGAGUGGAGAAGCCAAGUGGGAGAGUCACAUACAUAAUCGUCCUUGAAGGUUUGUGCAGAUUCAGUGUCCAAGAACUUAGCACCAGAGGAACUUAUUAUACUGCACGGAUAUCACCUCUUGAAAUGACAAAAGCUAAGAUGGAGCAAGUGGAGCAAGAUCCAGAUUUCAUGACAUUGUCUCGUCAAUUCAAAGCAGCUGCCACGGAGUUGAUUUCUGUUCUUGAGCAGAAACAAAAAACAGGAGGAAAGACAAAAGUUCUUUUGGAGACAGUACCUGUUCACAAAUUGGCAGAUAUCUUUGUUGCCAGCUUUGAGAUAAGUUUUGAAGAGCAACUAUCUAUGUUGGAUUCAGUUGACCUGAAAGUAAGGCUUUCAAAAGCUACUGAAUUAGUUGAUAGGCAUUUACAGUCAAUACGCGUGGCAGAGAAGAUAACACAGAAGGUUGAGGGACAGCUAUCGAAAUCACAGAAAGAAUUCCUUUUGCGUCAGCAGAUGAGAGCUAUAAAAGAGGAGCUGGGUGACAAUGAUGAUGAUGAGGAUGACGUGGCUGCCUUGGAGAGGAAGAUGCAAAGUGCAGGAUUGCCUUCAAAUAUCUGGAAGCAUGCACAGAGGGAGUUAAGAAUGCUUAAAAAGAUGCAACCUCUGCAACCUGGAUAUAAUAGUUCAAGGGUUUACUUGGAGCUUCUCGCUGAUCUGCCCUGGCAGAAGACCAGUGAAGAACAUGAGUUGGAUCUGAAAGCUGCAAAACAACAUCUUGAUAGUGACCACUAUGGUUUAGUCAAGGUCAAGCAACGGAUUAUUGAAUAUCUAGCUGUUCGCAAGCUAAAACCAGAUGCAAGAGGUCCAGUGUUGUGCUUCGUUGGCCCACCAGGAGUUGGCAAAACAUCUUUGGCUUCAUCUAUUGCUACUGCUUUGGGCAGAAAAUUUGUACGCAUAUCCCUUGGUGGUGUUAAGGAUGAGGCUGAUAUUAGAGGGCACAGGAGAACAUACAUUGGUAGCAUGCCAGGGCGUCUUAUUGAGGGUUUAAAGAGAGUAGCUGUUUGUAAUCCAGUCAUGCUACUGGAUGAGAUUGACAAAACAGGGUCUGAUGUGCGUGGGGAUCCGGCUUCAGCUCUACUGGAGGUUCUUGAUCCGGAACAAAACAAAACAUUCAAUGAUCACUAUUUAAAUGUUCCAUUUGACCUUUCAAAGGUGGUUUUUGUGGCAACUGCAAAUAGGCUGCAGCCUAUACCUCCACCACUCUUAGACAGGAUGGAAGUCAUUGAGUUGCCUGGGUAUACACCUGAAGAAAAGCUUAAAAUAGCCACGAGACAUUUAAUUCCAAGAGUUCUGGAUCAGCAUGGGUUGAGUUCUGAGUUCCUUCAAAUUCCAGAGGCUAUGGUGAAACUUGUCAUUCAGCGAUAUACCAGAGAGGCUGGUGUUAGAAAUCUGGAAAGGAAUUUGGCUGCCUUGGCUCGUGCAGCAGCAGUGAGAGUUGCAGAGCAGGAACAAGCUGUCCCAUUAAGCAAAGAUGUGCACCAGCUUGCUUCACCACUGCUUGAAAACAGACUUGCUGAAGGAGGUGAAGUGGAAAUGGAGAUCAUUCCAAUGGCUGUAAAUAAUCAUGAGAUAUCAAAUGAAUUUAGGAUUGCGUCACCCUUGGUUGUGGAUGAGGCUAUGUUGGAAAAAGUAUUGGGGCCUCCAAGGUUCGAUGAUAGAGAAGCAGCUGAACGGGUUGCAACUCCUGGGGUGUCUGUUGGGCUUGUUUGGACUGCUUUUGGUGGAGAGGUCCAGUUUGUAGAGGCAACAGCUAUGGUGGGAAAGGGCGACAUGCAUCUCACAGGGCAACUUGGUGAUGUUAUAAAGGAAUCAGCACAAAUAGCAUUAACAUGGGUAAGAACCAGGGCAAUGGAUCUUAAAUUAGCAGCUUCUGAGGGAAUUAAUCUCCUGGAGGGCCGGGACAUUCAUAUACAUUUUCCUGCCGGGGCUGUGCCCAAGGAUGGACCCUCAGCAGGUGUGACUCUGGUAACAGCGCUGGUUUCACUAUUCAGUCAGAAAAGAGUGAGAGCAGAUACGGCAAUGACUGGAGAGAUGACUUUAAGGGGUCUUGUGCUACCUGUUGGUGGUGUCAAGGAUAAGAUUUUGGCAGCACACCGUUGUGGUAUCAAGAGAGUUAUCCUGCCACAGAGAAAUUUGAAAGACUUGGUUGAAGUGCCAGCAGCUGUUCUUGCCGAUCUGGAGAUACUACUCGCUAAGCGAAUGGAAGACGUAUUGGAGCAGGCUUUUGAAGGUGGGUGCCCUUGGAGACAACACUCAAAGUUAUGACAGGAUCCUCUAGGCAUGUUAUGGGAAAAAGUAUCUGGUGAUGAAACGUCUGUGCUCUUACCCCAUCUUUAAAUACAAGAUUACCCUCUUGUCCUUUGGCAAUUGGAGACCCGGAAAAUUGACUCCAAUUGGUCAUGGUCUCGCAGAAUAGAGUUCUAACUUGAUGUGUUGGGACUCAAUGAUCCUUGUUCCCUUCAGGGGGCUUUGGAUGGAAUAAUUCCAAUGUAUAACUCUCUCUCCCAAUUCGUCUGAAUUGUUGAGGGUGAGCAGCUGCUUUUUUUUUUUUCUUUUUUUUUUGCUUCUUUUCUCUCUUUUCCCUGCUGUAAUCAUAAAUUGAUUCCUUACUGUGUAUAAAUAUAAUUUAUUUAAGCAAGGGAGUAAUUUCUAUC
This is a messenger RNA of Juglans microcarpa x Juglans regia, 3232 nucleotides long. RefSeq names its product lon protease homolog 2, peroxisomal. Gene Ontology annotation, molecular function: ATP binding; ATP-dependent peptidase activity; serine-type endopeptidase activity. The transcript has 17 exons. Gene Ontology annotation, biological process: protein targeting to peroxisome; protein catabolic process; protein processing. The coding region runs from base 174 to 2843 and encodes 889 amino acids. Gene Ontology annotation, cellular component: peroxisomal matrix. The record is from RefSeq and is a predicted model, not a curated record. Lineage: Eukaryota; Viridiplantae; Streptophyta; Magnoliopsida; Fagales; Juglandaceae.